AUGCACCAAGAAUUCAGUGGUGCCAUGGAGAAGAGUGAAUGUGGAACGAACGCAGAAACAGUAAAAAAUGAACUCACGGGUAUAUUGACCUCAUAUGGACACGUACAGGGCUAUGGGGAACAGGCUGUAAAAGCCUACUGCCUUGCCUCUUCGAAGAAGGAAAAGGACAAGGCAUCAUCUGAGGAGAAGUAUUGUACAUCUUUAUAUUAUUGGAUAGGGAAUGAGCUAUUCAGCACUAUGACCGACUCUACACAGUUUGCUACCGCUAUGAAAGACGUCUAUAACAAAUUGGAACAACUCAAGGGGCUGCAAAUUAAUGACAAAUGUAAGGUUAUGUAUGAAAAUGACAACAUCACUUGGGACAUUUUCAAUCACAUGAAAGCAUUAUAUGAAUAUAGGCAAGAUUACAACACCAUAUAUGCAACUGCAACUGCAGAUGCAACUACACAAGUGGAUUGCGCAGGGAGACCUAAAACUGGCAAAUGUCACUGUAAGUAUGACUAUUCCAGCUACCUAACCACCACUGUUGAUGCAUACAAUCAAAUGAGGCAACAUUGUGGAGACAGAGGUGGAAGUGGUACACAUUCUGACAAAGCAUGGUGUACUGAAUUCAAUAGAUGGUUCCACCAACAGAGGGAAGAUGUUUCUCCUAGCAGCAACUCCAUUCUAUCACCAUCACAAUUAAAGUGCAAAUUAAAAUACACCUCAGAUUGUACAAAUAUUACCAUCCCUGCUGCGGCUAUAUUUGGUACACUAACCUCUAUAGGAAUACCAACAAUUGCUUAUGCUUUCUAUAAAUACGGUCUCUUAACUUCUUGGUUUGGUAAUCACACUUUUGGAAAUAGCAACAGCGGAGGAAGAAGCAGGAGAUCGGCCAGAUCAAACUUUGAUACUCUAAGGGACAGUUCUACGGAGUAUUCUGCUAAUUAUUCAUCAGUAGCCUCAAGGGCAGCUUCCACAACAACAGAUUCGACAGAUGGUGCAUCUACCAUAUAUGAUCGUGAAUUCAUAAUUCAAAUAAAAAAGUUAAACAUAUAUAGAUGGGUCAUAUGUACUAUGGGGAAGGAGUAA
Messenger RNA from Plasmodium coatneyi, 1071 nucleotides. Its product is annotated as KIR-like protein. The transcript is spliced from 3 exons. Bases 1 to 1071 code for a protein of 356 amino acids. Lineage: Eukaryota; Apicomplexa; Aconoidasida; Haemosporida; Plasmodiidae. The record is from RefSeq and is a predicted model, not a curated record.